AGGAGGAGGAGGAGGAGGAAGGAGAGAGCAUCAGCACAGUCCUCCCAGUCUCUCCUCUUUUCACGCGCACUCCCACUCUGCAUGGAACAAUCCUUCCUUCACUGCUUCUAAAUGGACAUUUCUGUGGCAGCGUUUCACCACUGAAGACAGCAGCUGCUGCCGCUCCACUCCACAAGCUCCUUCAUGCUGGAUUUUAAAAAAAAGUGAGGAGAGGAGAGGAACAGGGGGAGAUCUCUGAACAUGAGUGAGGAAGCUAAGGAGAAAGCAGGCGGCGGGAAAGCAGCCCAUCGCAAGAAGAAAGGCAAAAAGUCUGACAGUAAUGCCAGUUACCUGCGAGCUGCCCGGGCAGGGAACCUUGAAAAGGUCCUCGACUACCUCAAAUCUGGGGUUGAAAUUAACAUUUGCAAUCAGAAUGGUCUGAACGCUCUUCACCUAGCCUCCAAGGAGGGGCACGUAGAGGUUGUUGCUGAGCUGCUGAAGCUCGGAGCCACUGUGGAUGCAGCCACAAAGAAAGGAAACACUGCUCUGCACAUAGCCUCGCUGGCUGGUCAAACGGAAGUCGUCAAAGAGCUGGUCACUAAUGGAGCCAAUGUCAACGCACAGUCUCAGAAUGGCUUCACUCCUCUGUACAUGGCAGCCCAGGAGAAUCACUUGGAGGUCGUACGGUUCCUUCUGGAGAACAGCGCCAGUCAGAGUAUGGCCACUGAGGAUGGCUUCACCCCUCUGGCGGUGGCCCUCCAGCAGGGCCAUGACCAGGUGGUCUCCCUGCUACUGGAGAACGAUACAAAGGGCAAGGUACGCCUGCCUGCCCUGCACAUCGCCGCCCGCAAGGAUGACACCAAGGCCGCGGCCCUGCUCCUGCAGAACGACCACAACGCGGAUGUUGAGUCUAAGAGUGGUUUCACCCCCCUCCACAUCGCGGCUCAUUAUGGCAACAUCAACGUGGCCACACUCCUGCUGAACCGAGGGGCUGCUGUGGACUUCAUGGCUCGGAAUGACAUAACACCACUUCAUGUGGCAGCAAAAAGGGGCAACAGCAACAUGGUCAAGCUGCUGCUGGACAGAGGGUCCAAAAUUGAUGCAAAGACCAAGGACGGUCUGACUCCUCUUCAUUGUGGGGCGAGGAGUGGACACGAGCAGGUGGUAGAAAUCCUACUAGACCGAGGAGCACCUAUCCUAUCCAAGACCAAGAACGGCCUGUCACCGCUCCACAUGGCCACUCAGGGGGACCACCUGAACUGCGUCCAGCUACUGCUCCAGCAUGAUGUGCCUGUAGAUGACGUUACCAACGACUACCUAACGGCGCUGCACGUAGCUGCCCACUGCGGUCACUACAAGGUGGCAAAGCUCAUCGUGGACAAGAAGGCCAACCCAAAUGCCAAGGCCCUGAACGGUUUCACUCCACUUCACAUUGCCUGCAAGAAGAACAGAGUCAAAGUGAUGGAGCUGUUGCUUAAACAUGGAGCGUCUAUUCAGGCUGUCACUGAGUCUGGCCUGACACCCAUCCAUGUGGCAGCAUUCAUGGGCCAUGAGAACAUUGUCCAUGCACUGACACACCACGGAGCAUCACCCAACACCACCAACGUACGCGGUGAGACAGCUCUCCACAUGGCAGCCAGGGCAGGGCAGGCUGACGUAGUCAGAUACCUGCUGAAGAACGGAGCCAAGGUGGAGACCAAGUCCAAGGAUGACCAGACAGCGUUGCACAUCUCCAGUCGGCUGGGGAAAGUCGACAUAGUCCAACAGCUGCUGCAGUGCAGAGCAUCUGCCAAUGCUGCCACCACCUCAGGCUACACCCCCCUUCACCUGGCUGCCCGCGAAGGACACCAGGAUGUUGCUGCCAUGCUGCUGGAGAAUGGAGCCUCACUCUCCUCCUCAACUAAGAAAGGGUUCAGUCCCCUGCAUGUGGCAGCAAAGUAUGGCAAGAUGGAGGUGGCCAGUCUCCUCCUACAGAAGAGAGCCGCGCCUGAUGCUGCUGGAAAGAGUGGACUAACUCCACUGCAUGUAGCCGCUCACUACGAUAAUCAAAGAGUGGCACUGCUGCUGUUGGAUCAGGGAGCUUCCCCCCACGCUGCCGCCAAGAAUGGCUACACCCCACUCCACAUUGCUGCCAAAAAGAACCAAAUGGACAUUGGGACCACACUACUGGAGUAUGGUGCAGACACCAACGCGGUGACACGGCAAGGCAUCAGCCCCAUUCACCUGGCAGCGCAGGAGGGCAGCGUGGACCUGGUGUCACUGCUGCUGGCCAAGAACGCAAAUGUCAACGUGUGCAAUAAGAGCGGACUUACACCACUCCACUUAGCAGCACAGGAGGACAAGGUCAAUGUUGCAGAAGUCCUUCUCAACCACGGGGCUGAUGUCAAUCCACAAACAAAGAUGGGUUACACUCCGCUGCAUGUGGCUUGUCACUAUGGCAACGCAAAGAUGGCAAACUUCCUGCUGCAGAACCGUGCCAGAGUCAAUGGCAAAACCAAGAACGGGUACACUCCUCUACACCAGGCAGCUCAGCAGGGCCACACCCACAUCAUCAACCUGCUGCUUCAGCACGGGGCCUCGGCCAACGAGCUCACCGUGAAUGGGAACACUGCCCUAUCCAUCGCCCAUCGUCUCGGGUACAUCUCUGUGGUGGACACUCUGAGGCCUGUGACGGAUGAAAACCUGACUGCCAUGAGCACAUCAGAAAAACACAAAAUCAAUGUGCCAGAGACCAUGAACGAGUUCCUCGACAUGUCAGAUGAUGAAGGUGAGGAUGCGAUGACCGGGGACACGGACAAAUACCUGCGGCCUCAGGACCUCAGAGAGCUGGGGGAUGAUUCUCUCCCUCAGGAGGGGUACAUGGGUUUCAGCAUAGGAGCCCGCUCAGCCAGCCUCCGCUCCUUCAGUUCGGAUAGGUCCAAUACACUCAACCGGAGCUCGUUUGCACGAGACAGCAUGAUGAUUGAGGAGAUUCUGGCCCCCACAAAAGACACGCAUCUGGCUGUGACGAGAGACUACAGCUCAGAGUGUAUGCGGCGCUACAGCUGGACUCCAGACACCAUGGACCACAGCCACAACACUGUGUCCAGCCCCAUUCACUCUGGCUUCUCCUCCCCGCUCCCUCAGUAUGACUCCAGGUUCUUGGUCAGCUUCAUGGUGGAUGCCCGCGGUGGCUCCAUGAGAGGUAGCCGCCACAAUGGCAUGCGCAUCAUCAUCCCUCCCAGGAAGUGCACGGCACCCACACGCAUCACCUGUCGCCUGGCCAAAAGGCACAAGCUGGCCUACCCCCCUCCCAUGGUGGAGGGAGAGGGGCUGGUCAGCCGGCUGGUGGAGGUUGGACCAGCCGGGGCUCAGUUCCUCGGUCCUGUGAUUGUGGAGAUUCCUCAUUUUGGUUCCAUGCGGGGGAAAGAGAGGGAGCUGAUUGUGUUGAGGAGCGACAACGGCGAUACAUGGAAGGAGCACCAGUCUGAUACCAGACCAGAAGACCUUGCUGACCUGCUCGUUGGGAUGGAUGAAGAGCUGGACAGCCCUGCAGAGUUGGAGAAGAAGCGCAUUUGCCGAAUUGUCACCAGAGAUUUCCCUCAGUAUUUUGCUGUGGUGUCGCGGAUAAAGCAGGAGUCUAACCACAUGGGUCCUGAUGGAGGCAUGCUGUCCAGUAGCACUGUGCCCAUGGUCCAGGCGUCAUUCCCACAGGGGGCGCUCACCAAGAGGAUCCGUGUUGGCCUGCAGGCCCAGCCUGUACCAGAUGAAAUGGUGAGGGCGGUCCUUGGCAACAGAGCCACCUUCAGCCCCAUCGUCACUGUAGAGCCCAGGAGGAGGAAGUUCCACAAGCCGAUCACAAUGACAAUCCCUGUCCCACCUAGAUCGGCAGAAGGCCAUCCCAGCGGCCACCGAGGCGACUCUGCACCAUGCCUGCGUCUGCUGUGCAGUAUCACAGGGGGGACGUCCCCUGCCCAGUGGGAGGACAUCACAGGGACCACACCGCUGUCCUUUGUAACGGAUUGCGUCUCCUUCACCACAAAUGUGUCGGCCAGGUUCUGGCUCGCAGACUGUCACCAGAUUCCUGAGACGGUGAGUCUAGCGUCUCAGUUAUACCGGGAACUGAUCUGCGUGCCGUACCUGGCCAAGUUUGUGGUGUUCGCCAAGAUGAACGACAUCAUUGAGGCUCGGCUGCGUUGCUUCUGCAUGACAGACGAUAAGGUGGACAAGACCCUCGAGCAGCAGGAGAACUUUGAGGAAGUGGCCCGGAGCAAGGAUAUCGAGGUUCUCGAGGGAAAACCUAUCCAUGUGGAUUGCUAUGGCAACCUGUCCCCUCUCACCAAAAGUGGCCAGCAGUUGGUUUUUAACUUCUACUCCUUCAAGGAGAACAGACUUCCUUUCAAUGUGAAGAUCAGAGAUAUGGGCCAGGAGCCAUGUGGUCGCCUCUCCUUCCUGAGAGAGCCAAAAACCAUUAAAGGCCUUCCGCAGACGGCCAUAUGCAAUUUGAAUAUCACACUGCCAACUCACAAGAAGGAUAUGGAGUCUGAUCCUGAUGAUGAGACUGAAAAGCCAGAACGACGUCAUACCUUUGCCUCCUUAGCUUUGCGUAAGCGCUACAGCUAUUUGACCGACCCAGCAGCGAAAACAACUGAUCGAAGCUCGCCGAGAACACAGCCUUCUAGCUACCCUCACAAACCUGUCUUUUCAACGAGAUCUUAUCAGGCGUGGUCGCCUGUUCCUGUCGCCGUCCCUGGCCAAGCCAAGUCUGGGUUUGGCUCCCUCUCCAGUUCGUCAUCCAACACGCCCUCUGCCUCUCCAUUAAAGUCUGUCUGGUCCAUCAACUCUGCCUCCCCCAUCAAGACCAACAUUCCUGGAUCACCUGCCUCUUCUGUUAAAUCAGUUAGUGACAUGGCCUCUCCCAUCCGAUCUUACAGAACCAUCUCCUCUCCUAUAAAAACUGUAGUUCAACAAGCCCAGUACCCAACCCAGGUUAGCCCUAGUCCCCUGGCCUCACCAGCAAAAAGUGCCCCAGACCCUAUAUCCAUGAAAGGACUGGCAGCAUUAUCUGCUAGGACCUCCCCUAUAACUGUCUCUGGAGGAGGAAGCGCUCUUCUUGAGAGAACAUCCAUAGGCAUGACCCCACCAACCUCUCCCAAAUCUUCUCUGAGUAUGUUCAGUUCACCCCUACCAUACAAGACUGUUAUGGGGGGCUCUCCUGGCACAGCAUCUUCUUCCUCACCCAUAAAAACAGUCCCUGGUCUCUCCUCUGUGCGUUCCUUUGCUUCAGAUGUCACUGGCCCCGCAAGAAACUUGUUCUCAUCUCUUUCAUCACCGCUUAAAUCCAACACCUCUCCAAGUGCUGCAGCUCUGAUCAAUGGAACUGUGUCGCCUACACAGUACCGCUCUUCAUCCCCAACAUCUCUUCUCACCAGCAGUCUGCAAGAGAGAAUACAAGCAACCACCAAUGCUGCAACAACAAGUGUCAAUGCAGCUUUUGAUGAGGUUGAAAAAACAUUUAAUUCUUGCUCUGCAGGCUAUGGCACCUUGAAGUCCUUGUCCUCCUCUGCAUCAUCCUCAUAUCAGUCCAUGAGAUCAUCAGCUUCUAGUUCCCUUUAUGCCUCUCUAAGAUCGCCUCCUAAUGCCACCACUGCUGUAACGUCCAGCACAAUGACUGUUCCAGUGUACUCUGUUAUUAAUGUGCUGCCAGAGCCCCAAUUUAAGAAGUUACCUGAAGUGUCCAAGUCAGCUGCUGCUCUCCUGUCCCCUCGGAAGACAGUCCCCGCUGAGGUGAAUGCUCAGUUGCAGUCUUCCUUUGCCAGAACUCUUUCCCCCAUCAAAGCCCCUCUUUUUUCUGCUGGCCUGAAAUCAAGUACCACAUCACCACUAUCAUCCAGCCAAGAGAUUCUGAAGGAUGUAGCGGAAAUGAAAGAGGACUUGAUACGAAUGUCAGCCAUUUUGCAGACAGAUCCAAAUUCCACAGCCAAUAAAGGGUUUCAGUCUGAUUCUCCCAAAGAGGCUAAGAUAGAGGACGAGGAGCCAUACAGGAUUGUGGAGAAAGUAAAACAAGAUUUGGUAAAAGUGAGCGAAAUCCUCACUAAAGAUACUGCGAAGGACGGUAGGGUUUCCCUGGCAAGGGGUUCUUUGGAUGACAUACACUUCUCAAAAGUACAAGUUGAGCAACCACCAAGCAACUGGAGCUAUCCACCAAGAUAUGAGACUGUGGUUCCUCAAGCCAAAUCAAAAACAAUAUCAGAUAGAGAUUUCAAUCUCUCCAAAGUGGUUGACUACCUGGCCAAUGAUGUUGGUAGCAGCUCUUUCUCCAAAAUGCAUGACACAAAGCAUAAAGCAGAUGAGGGCAAGAGAGAAGGAGAGGGAAAAGAGAAGCAGAAACGUGUCCUAAAACCCACCAUAGCAGUUCAAGAGCAAAAGCUCAAAAUGCCUCCAACAAACAUGCGCUCUUCAGCUUCAGACAAAGAGAUCAGUAAAGUAGCGGAUGCGCUUUUUGGAGCAGACACUGUGCUAGAAUCCCCUGAUGAUAUCUCACAUGAACAGGAUAAAAGCCCCCUCUCAGACAGUGGCUUUGAGACCAGGAGUGAAAGGACACCUUCUGCCCCUCAGAGUGCAGAAGGCAUGGGUCCCAAGGCUCUUUUUCAGGAUAUCCCAGUCCCACCAGUGAUCACUGAGACUAGGACUGAGGUUGUCCAUGUAAUCAGGAGCUAUGAGCCCCCAGAGGAUAACAGACAGCCUGCAAUGGAGGAUGCACAUCCGGUCAGAUAUAUUGAUUCAGAUUCUAAAGGGCAUUUGAAUCAAGCUACAUCAGCCUCCGAACAGAAUAAAUGCUACUCAAUAAAAGUCAGCCCUGAGGAGGAUCCAAUGGGGAAAGGGGUGAGGGUAAAGGAAGAGACUCACAUCACUACCACCACCAGGAUGGUGUACCACAAACCACCUGGCAAAGAGGCACCAUCUGAGAGGUGUGAAGAAACUAUGUCUGUGCAUGACAUAAUGAAGGCUUUUCAGUCAGGCAAAGACCCUUCUAGAGAACUGGCUGGACUGUUUGAACACAAAUCUGGCAAUGAGGAAACAUCACAGAGAGUCCUCGAGGACAUCAACUCUAAACCUAAAGUUGAAAGAAUAAUUGAGGUUCACAUCGAAAAAGGCAAUAAAACAGAACCAACCGAGGUCAUCAUCAGAGAGACAAAAAACCAUGCAGAGAAGGAAAUGUACUACUACCCAGGGAAUAGACAGGAAGAUGAGGAGCCUGAAGAAUCACUUCCAGUGUACCUUGACUCCCCCAGAGUGAACACACCCAUGUCACAAGAGGAAGACAGUCGCCCUAGUUCAGCCCAGCUCAUGGCAGAUGACUCUUACAAAACACUCAAGCUACUUAGCCAGCAAUCUGUAGAAUACAAUGAAGAUGAAUCAUCAGAGCUUAGGGGAGAAUCUUAUAAUUUUGCAGAAAAAAUGCUGCUCUCUGAGAAAUUUGACCAGUCUCAUUCUGACACAGAGGAAUAUCUGAGAGAUAGGUCUCGCUUCCACUCACCAGACAGAAGCAGUCACAGUGAGGGUAGAGCAGUUGGGCCAAGGACAGAGUAUGUCUUCAGGUCACCGAGAAAUGUAUUUGACAAAUCUGGAAGAAUGGCCAGUGUUGAUGACAACUUUGACAAACUGACACUUCUGCAGUAUUCUUCUGAGCCUGGUAGCCCAAAGCAAUCUGUUUGGAUGCGUGUGUCAGAUGACACACCAAGUAAGAACAGAGAACAGCUUAUGUAUGAGGACAGAGUGGACAGGACUGUAAAAGAGGCAGAGGAGAAACUCUGUGAGGUGUCUCAGUUCUUUCGUGAUAAAACAGAACAGCUCAAUGAUGAGCUCUCAUCUCCAGAGAAGAAAUCUCGAAGACCAGACUUUAGAGAAUCGCGAUCAGGUCCGAGCUCUACACACAGCAGUCCAGAGAGGUCAGCUUACAGAAAUGGGGGCAGUGGGGAAGAGUGGAGCAGAGAAAGACUUAGAGACAGGUUCAGCUCCACUGACAGGAAAUGUGCUAGUUUACCCAGCAGUCCAGAGAGGAGAGUACUGCUUCAGUACAGUGAUUCAGACCCAAGAAAACAAGGAGAUGGUAAAUCACAGGCAAGCACAGGUGAAAGCUCUAAACCUUAUCAAAUGUCUUCCUCCAAAGUGAGUGCAGUCAGGCUAAAGUUUGAGCAAGAGGCUCAAAGGCAAGACAGGAGUCAUCAUGGUGGCCAAAAUUCAAAUCCACCUAUUAGGAAACUCCAGGAAAGUAAGCUACCUGUAUAUCAGGUAUUUGCUGGUUCAAAUAUUCCAAAAACACCAGACAGUCCGGGAAACCAGAGGCGAUGUCUAGAGAGUGAAUCAAAUAAGUCCUCACCCAAGCAUGAGACCAGUGGAAAAGAUCAGGAGGAGAAAAAGUUAUUUAAGGCUUGGGAGAGCCAGGGGUAUGGGAGCUAUAAACCCCAGUCUCCCAAACUAUCCCAUUCUUUAAUCCAUGAUUCUAUGAAAGAUGGAAAUAAUAGUGAUUCCCAAAGACAAGAAACGACCAAGAAAAUAAUAUACACUGAAUUUGUCGUUCGAGAAAGUCCAAAUAGCAAUGAUAGUCUAAAAAAAAACUCGGAAUCACAAAUUCCUGUUAGAAAGCCAUCUAAUUUCUCGGAAAAUCACAAAUCCACCUCUUUAAAAUUAGAUGCCUCUGUUGAACCAUAUGAGAGGUCAGGGUCUCAUAUACCUACUUUAGCUAGAAAUCGGUUGCACAGUAGCUCUGAAUCCAACAAGUCCACUCGUGGAUCAUCAGUAGGACAAUCGACAGACUCAUCAGACGGUAGCCAGUCAAAUGUAGUUUGUAAUGGUGUUGAUAGCAACCAAGUAGAAUAUUUGGAUCAAGUAACUCCUGUAGUUGUCACAGAGGGUUUCAAAGAUAUUAAACCCUUACCUGUGUAUGUCAGCAUCCAAGUGGGAAAGCAGUAUGAGAAAGAAACAGCCUCUGGGCAGCUGGGAACAUACAAAAAGAUAGUAAGCCAUGAGAGUAGAACAGUGCAUGAGACAAGGGGUGCAUUUUACUCUGUCAAACAAAAACAGUCUCCAUCUCCUCAAGGAAGUCCAGAGGAUGACACUCUAGAACAAGUGACUUUCAUGGACAGCUCUGGGAAAAGUCCUGUUACCCCCGAGACCCCCAGCUCAGAGGAAGUGAGUCUGACCUCAAGAACACCAGACUCUGUGAUAGGCUUCAUGCCUGGCAUGCCAAGCCCUAUCCCAGAGGAGUCUGAGGAGGAAGAAGGAAAGACCUUCAUCUACAAGGAGCCCUCUAAGGAAAAAUCUAAGCCAGCCUCCACAGAGAAUCACAGUAAAAAACAGGAUGCAGAGAGACAGAAGUCAAAGGAGAAAAGAGUGGCUUAUAUAGAGUUUCCACCUCCUCCUCCUUUAGAGACAGAGCAGUCCGACCCUGAGAGAAAGGGGUCAUGUGCUUCUUCUGAGGCAGAGACAGAGAUGAUGGAGGUGAACCUUCAAGAGGAGCAUGAUAGGCACCUCUUGGCUGAACCGAUCAUUAGGGUCCAGCCUCCAUCCCCUAUUCCCCCUGGUGCUGAUAACAGCGACUCUAGUGAUGAUGAGUCUGUUUUCCAUCCCAUCCCUAUCAAAAAGUACACUUUCAAAAUGAAAGAGGAGGGAGAGAAACGCCCAAAACACAAACGAUCAGAGAAAAACGGAAAUAACAAGGAGUCUGGGAUCAAUGGUGUAGUAAAGGGGGAGGAUGCUGACUGUGAACAAAAUGGCAAUGACCAGUCAAUCACUGACUGCUCUAUAGCAACCACUGCAGAGUUCUCCCAUGAUACCGAUGCAACCGAAAUAGACUCUUUAGAUGGGUAUGACCUUCAGGAUGAGGAUGAUGGACUGAGCGAGGAUCCUAAAACAUCAAGUCUGUCUAAUGAUGGAAAAACAACCGACCGCUCAUUUAAUCAGUCCAAGCUUGAAGUGAUAGAGGAAGAGAAAUGUGAAGAAGGGGGGGAUAAUGGAAAGACUAAAACCAGCACAUCAUCCGUAAAAAGCAGUGGAGAUGAAAAAGAUUAUACCCUUGAAGGAAGACAUCCAGAUAGGCAGGGCUUUGGGGAAAACUACUUUGCCUACCAACUUGAAGAGGAGUUGAAUUCAACCUUUAAAACUGUUGCCACUAAAGGCCUGGACUUUGACCCCUGGUCCACCAAAGGGGGUGACAAUGAGGGAGUUUUUGAGUCCAAAACAAAAGAGGAUGACCCCAAGCCCUUUGGUUUAUCGGUGGAGGACAAAUCACAGGCUACAACACCUGACACAACCCCCGCUCGAACACCAACUGAUGAGAGCACACCGACUAGUGAGCCUAAUCCCUUCCCUUUCCAUGAAGGGAAGAUGUUUGAGAUGACCCGCAGUGGUGCUAUUGACAUGAGCAAGCGGGACUUUGUUGAAGAGAGGCUUCAGUUUUUCCAGAUUGGUGAGCAUUCCUCUGACCCUAAAUCAGGGGAGAAGGGGAGAGGGGGCAAGAUCCUGGGGGUAAUUUCCUCUCAGUCAAAAACAGGGGAGAGGGCCACAGUAGAUGGGAAAAUGAAGGUUAUAGAUACUACCACAGACAGCAGCACUACACCAACAACACCAGCAGCAACAACAGCAAAAUGCAGCCCUGCACAGCCUGGCAGUGACACUGGCUAUACCGGUACUGAUGUCCCCACCUGUGAAGCCAUAGCUGAGACCGCCUCCUCAUGUACAAUCACAGCCUCUAAGGUUGAUCCCAAAUUACGCACUCCUAUUAAGAUGGGCAUAGCCGCCUCUAUAACUGUGAAAAAAGACUCAGGGGAUCUCACAGAUUGUAAAGCUGAGAUGUCGGAGGGUCAGAUGGUGCCAGAAUACAUUAGUAUAGAGGGUCAGUGUUCAGAGAGUCAGUCUAGCAGACACACUGAGCCCAAGUUAGAGAGAAGAGAUUACCCUUCUGAAAACUGCAACAACAACAAUAACCUCGAGUCCUCCAGUGUUCAGGCCAACUACAUUCAGUGUGGUAGUGUGGUGUUCAAUUUGCAGUCCUCCUCUGAGCCCACUCUUCAAAAAGCUAGCAGGAUAGAAACACUGUGCUGUAGGGAUUUAGAAGAGAGAGUGGAUGUACACAACAGCAAUCAAGUGCAAGACCAGAAGAGUGAAACAGUUAAAGAAAGUGAAGUGAAGCAGCCCAAGUCGCGGCUUCCAGUUAAAGCAUCAGGAUGGUCAUUUCACACACAGGGAACAGCCAUAGGCAAACAGAAGCCCAAACAAGCAGUGAAAGUUGAGGUCAGGAAAAGAGGAGAGCCAGCCAUAGCCAAAGUAGAGCCCAGGUCUAGAAUACCAAUCAAGGAUGUUAAAAAGAACAGCCCCACUGCUGCAGCUAGCUCACUUGUUUCAGUUCGGGUAGCCUCACAGCCAACGAGGGCAUUGAACUCAGAGAGAGCAUCCAUUCAGUUGCCAUCAAGGUUACCACUGAAGGACAGGCAUCAGGUCAACAGUGUCACAAGUGAGGGAGUAUGUAGACAGGACAGACAAGAAAACCCAAGUGAAAUUUGUAAGCGCACCAUCGAAUACUUUAAAGACAUUAGCGGGGAGACGCUAAAGUUGGUGGACCGCCUGUCAGACGAGGAGAAAAAGACGCAGACAGAGCAGUCGGAGGAGGACAGCACCUCCCGGAGCACCUCUCUGUCGGACGCCUCCCAGCCUUCCCAGCCCUCCCAGCCCUCCCGCUCAUCCAGGUCUGGUAGAGGUUCGAGGGCUGAGGCCGGGGCCGCGUCCGUAAGGGCAAAGGUGGCGACGACGGACAGGGCCUCCGGCAGUGAGAGGAGCAGGAGGAGUAGGCGGACUGGUGGGAAGGAGGGCAGUCAGGGACUCACAGGGUCUCGAACGCCUCCCAUCGCGGAGAUCAAGCCUAGUCCCCAAAGUCCUUGUGAGCGAACGGACUUGCGCAUGGCUAUUGUUGCAGAUCACCUGGGACUCAGUUGGACAGAGUUGGCUCGAGAGAUGAACUUCACAGUGGAUGAGAUCAACCACAUCAGACUAGAGAACCCCAACUCUCUGACAGCACAGAGCUUCAUGCUACUUAAGAAAUGGGUCAGUCGGGAAGGGAAAAACGCCACAACGGAUGCCUUAACUGCAGUGCUGACCAAAGUCAAUCGGAUGGAUAUUGUGACUUUACUGGAGGGCCCAAUAUUUGACUAUGGUAACAUUUCAGGCACAAGAUGUUUUGCCGAUGAUAACGCUGUUUUCCGGGAUCAGGCUGAUGAUUAUCAGAGCAUUCUAGCGGAGCUGCAGUCCCCCGCUGCACUGCACUCUGACCCCCACUUCCUGGAGCCCGAACUUCCCAUCACCCCAAACCCCUCCCUAGCUCAUCACCAAUCAGAACCAGACACCCCUUUGCUGGCUGACUCCCAGCCUCAGCCCUUGCCGUGGGGCCCGGAGAUAGAGCCCAGUAGUGGAGAGCCAGACAGCCCUCCUAGGAGCCCCCCAAGACCCUGUGAGCUUGCCCUGUCCUUCCCAGCCUUUCAACUCCCUGAUCCAGUUCCUUCCAAGGUCAGAAAGCCCCACAUUGCGCUGAAUGACCAGCUACUUUUGAGUGAGGAGGAGGACAGGUCUUCUCAUGAAAUGGAGCUGAGCCACAAGCCCAAGUCACACUCCUUCCCUGCAAUGUGUGAGUUAGACAUUGACAUGGCUUACUCCACAUCUUCCCCUUCACCAUCAUCAGUAUCAUCAAUAACCCCUUCAUCGCCUGACAGAGUACAAGAAGGAGAUGCAGGAGAGCAGAUGGGUGCCCCCAAUGGGGUACAGGAGGAUAUAGGUUUGAAAGGAGGUGAAAAGGAAGUGACAGAAGAAAUAGAGAAGGUUGCUGAGAUGGUUGCAGCAGAGGGAAAUGGAUUAGUGGAAAAGUGGGUAGAGCAGGACCUGAUUAAAAAUGUGGAAAGAAAAUGUGAGAUGAUAACAAAAUAUAGUUCUAAGUUGGCAGAGGAAAAUAACAUUUUGGUAGAACAAAAGGAGGGGUCUGCAGAAGAAGAGAAAGAUGUGAUAAAUGAGCAGCAUGUCCUUGUUCAUGAUGGCAAUAAGGGGACAGCCUGUGAGGUGGAGGAGGUGAGAGAUGUGCAGAGUCUGUCAGAAGAACAGCAUAAUCUGAUAGAAACUGGGCAUGAAAUAGAAAAAGUUUGUACCACUAUGGAGGCAGUGACUGUUCAAGAGGAUAUUGAUGAAAAACCAGAGGUACAGAAGGCGGAUGGGGGCAGUGAGGAAAGGGUCUAUGAGGGUGACAAAAUGGAUAACACAGAUGGAGAACUGCAGCUUAAGGAUGAAGGAAGGAUGUGUGGCAGUGAAAGAGAUAAUUGCGGCACAUUGGAAGGUGACCAAGAAGGGGAACAGACAUCCGAGGACCACACCAUAGCCCGUCUCUCCCCUCAGGCCUGGGAUGAGGCACUUGGAGAACUUCAGUCCAGUGAGUCUGGAUCCAAUGAGGAAGAGGAGGAGGGACAUGGAGACAAACAAAUCAAAGAAGAGGCAUUAGGAUCUCUGUUGGAGGAGGUGAAGAAAGAAGGCUCAGAGGACAAGGAGAAGGACGAAGAGAUGACAGAGGCCAGGGUUCAGGAGAUUCUUGAUCAGGUUGAACAGGCAGAAAAAGACGUGUGUUCAUUUUCAGGCUGGCACAGUGAUUCAUCCAGCGUCAAUGUGGAACCACCAACACCAGGCCGCAGCGUCAGCUCAGACCUGCUCGACAGACGGGAAAGCCAAGAGAACUCUAGUGACUCCAUCACUUCCUCGUCUAGGGGCGAAUCAGGGAGGUCCCGACACAACGGCGACAGCUCAAAGCACUCACCUCAGGACGGCUCCUCUGAGUCAUCAAAUGGCAGAAAGGAGGAGGGAGCACUGGUGUCAGAGAAAAAAGUCCAGCAGCGGGUUAGUGUAGAUUCCGGUUCAGAGGAAGAACAGACUGUAACCACCAAAAUCUUCAGACGCCGUCUCAUUUUAAAGGGAGAAGAAGCGAAAAAUAUCUCAGGCGAAACUGUUACAGAGGAGCAUUAUAUGGAUAGAGAUGGUAACCUCAUCAGUAGAAAAGUAACGUAUAACUUAAUUUUCAUUUCCCAUCCAGCUCUGAAAUCAAACUUACCACAGGUAGAGUGGCUUGAUGUUUUUACAAAAGUAGGUGAAAUCUUUUCUUCCUUUGUCGACAUCCUUCUGCCUUGGGCAGGUAAUCAGGAAGGUUAUUCGCAGAGUUUCUACUCCCACACCAGAAAACCAAGGAGGUGACACGUGGCACCAAGACCUUCAGCACAGUCCCAUUCUGCAGGAAGACGGGUCUGAGCAAGGAGAAGUUUCAAGGAAUAGCAGGCGAAAGGAUGAGAGAAGGCCGGGGGAUAAGAAGCUCCACUCGUAGGGAUGGUUGUGCUCUACUAG
Molecule: messenger RNA, 14382 nt
Organism: Toxotes jaculatrix (banded archerfish)
Lineage: Eukaryota; Metazoa; Chordata; Actinopteri; Toxotidae
Product: ankyrin-3-like
Exons: 45
Coding region: 241-14235 (4664 amino acids)
Biological process (GO): regulation of cardiac muscle contraction; protein localization to T-tubule; signal transduction
Cellular component (GO): T-tubule
Molecular function (GO): protein binding
Source: RefSeq, a predicted model, not a curated record